Molecule: messenger RNA, 440 nt
Organism: Symphalangus syndactylus (siamang)
Lineage: Eukaryota; Metazoa; Chordata; Mammalia; Primates; Hylobatidae
Product: putative cytochrome c oxidase subunit 7A3, mitochondrial
Biological process (GO): mitochondrial respirasome assembly; regulation of oxidative phosphorylation; mitochondrial electron transport, cytochrome c to oxygen
Cellular component (GO): respiratory chain complex IV
Source: RefSeq, a predicted model, not a curated record
UGGCAGUUGCUGGUCAGUAACAGCCAAGAUGCUGCAGAAUCUGCUGGCUCUUCAUCAGAUUGGGCGGAGGACCAUAAGCGCUACUUCCCACAGGAAUUUUAAAAAUAAAGUUCCAGAGAAACAAAAACUAUUCCAGGAGGAUGAUGGAAUUCCACUGUAUCUAAAGGGUGGGAUAGCUGAUGCCCUCCUUCAUAGAGCCACCAUGAUUCGUACAGUUGGUGGAACAGCAUAUGCCAUGUAUCAGCAGGCUGUGGCUUCAUUUCCCAAGAAGCAGGGGUGACUUCAAUCAUCCCAGCAAUCACUUGGUUCACAUUCAUUCAGCUCUCUAUGGACCAGUAUUCUGAUAAAUAACCGAGCUCUUCUUUGGGUAUCAAUAUUUAUUGACUUGUAGUAACUGCCUCCAAUAAAACAGUCUUUACCAUGAAAAAAAAAAAAGAAAA